CACAAUUCUGUGUAUUUUAUUUUCAGGCUAGGAGUAUCGUGAUAUUUGGCACGUGCAAGCGUUUACAUUUCUUUGAAAUUUAUUCUCUUCUUUUGCUCGAAUAUGGUUCGCAAAAAAAGAACAAGAAAGCCUCUUGACAAUGAAGAAGCCAAUGAUAUGGAAGAUGAUAUCGAAGACAUGGACAUAGAUGCUGUGACAGACUCGGAAGAAGAAUAUACAGAAACUGAGAAAAAACUGCUAGAAAAAGUACGAAAACAACGCACCAUUGAAAAUUUUGAUAGUGAUGAUGAAGUUUACGGAUUACAAGAUGAGAAAGAGGAAGAGGAGGAAGAAGAUGAUCAGCAAGAUUCAAUGGAGUCUGACAUUGAAGAACUACAAGAGGAUUAUGAUAUGCCAAAUGACAGAGCUUGGGGCAAUAAAUCAAGAACUUUUUAUUCAUCAGACUUCAAAUAUACAGAUUAUGCAGUAGCACCUCAAAAGGAUUUAAUUAAUGCUGAUAUGGAAGAAGAAGAAGGAAAAAGGCUUCAUUUGAGAUCAAUGGAACAAUAUUUAGAUCUUGAUAGUGUAAAUAUCAAUGAAGUUAUACAAACCACAAAAGAUAGGAAAAGCGAUCAAAAAGAUAAUAAACAAGUGUCUGAUAAAGAAUCUUUUAUAUUUAUGGUCAAUAAUUUUAAAGAUUGCAUGACAGAAGCAAAAGAUAUUUUGGCACCUUUUCUCAAACUGGUUGAAAAUGGAACAUGCCCUGAUUGUAACGCUGUAGCUUUAGUUAGAACUAAAUAUCAUGUUUUAUUAAAUUAUUGUAUCAAUGUCUCUUUUUUCUUGAUGCUGAAAGCCAAAGAUUUGCCAGUAAAAAUGCAUCCAGUUACAAAGCGUCUGAUACAGUAUCAUAAACUUCUCGACCAAUUACAAUCAAAACAGGGAAACUUGUUAGAACAAAUAGCAGAAAUACUUCAUGCAGUUAAAGAGGGUAAACCUCUUUAUUGCAUAUCAGAUGGUUCUCAGAUACAAACUCAUAAAAACAUUUCAAAACAAACCAGUUUAAUAAAAAAUAUAUCACGACAAAAAGAACAAGAAAAACAAGAACAAUUAUUAUUGGAUAGUAUGGAAGAAACAGAUCUAGAUGAAGAAAAGUCAUAUGAUGACAAAGCUAUAGACGAUGGAAAGGAUAAUGCCACAAAUGUAGAUCUUAUGAACGAAGAGGAAGGAAAGAGAGCAAUAACUUAUCAAAUGGCAAAGAACAGAGGUCUUACACCUUAUCGUAAAAAGGAAUUACGAAAUCCUCGAGUGAAACACAAAAAUAAAUAUCGUAAAGCCCUGAUUCGCAGAAAAGGCGCGAUAAAAGAGGUGAGAAAGGAGUUGACACGCUAUGAAGGAGAGAUUUCUGGUAUCAAAGCUGGUGCAAAAAGGGGCAUUAAAUUAAAAUAUUAAUUAUAAAAUUCCAAUUGUAUAUAAUAUCAAUGGAAAUAUAAUUUUUAAUGAUAAUAAU
Molecule: messenger RNA, 1486 nt
Organism: Cataglyphis hispanica
Lineage: Eukaryota; Metazoa; Arthropoda; Insecta; Hymenoptera; Formicidae
Gene: Sas10
Product: something about silencing protein 10
Exons: 4
Coding region: 103-1428 (441 amino acids)
Biological process (GO): maturation of SSU-rRNA from tricistronic rRNA transcript (SSU-rRNA, 5.8S rRNA, LSU-rRNA)
Cellular component (GO): nucleolus; small-subunit processome
Source: RefSeq, a predicted model, not a curated record